This is a messenger RNA of Ylistrum balloti, 1975 nucleotides long. RefSeq names its product tubulin beta chain-like. The transcript has 4 exons. The coding region runs from base 22 to 1353 and encodes 443 amino acids. Gene Ontology annotation, cellular component: cytoplasm; microtubule. The record is from RefSeq and is a predicted model, not a curated record. Gene Ontology annotation, biological process: microtubule cytoskeleton organization; mitotic cell cycle. Gene Ontology annotation, molecular function: GTP binding; structural constituent of cytoskeleton; GTPase activity. Lineage: Eukaryota; Metazoa; Mollusca; Bivalvia; Pectinida; Pectinidae.
AUCUGCGUGUCUGCUGCCAUCAUGAGAGAGAUAGUUCACGUACAAGCUGGCCAGUGUGGCAAUCAGAUCGGCGCUAAGUUCUGGGAAGUAAUUUCUGACGAGCACGGAAUCGAUCCAACAGGAACGUACCAUGGAAACACGGACCUGCAGUUGGAGAGAAUCAAUGUUUACUUCAAUGAGGCCACAGGUGGCAAGUAUGUACCGCGGGCAGUCCUGGUGGACUUGGAGCCUGGCACCAUGGACUCGGUCAGGUCCGGGCCUUUUGGACAAAUCUUCAGACCAGACAACUUUGUAUUCGGACAGAGUGGUGCUGGAAACAACUGGGCGAAGGGACAUUACACAGAAGGUGCUGAGCUUGUAGACUCUGUUCUGGAUGUUGUACGGAAGGAAUCAGAAAGUUGCGAUUGUCUUCAGGGAUUCCAGCUGACUCACUCUCUCGGGGGCGGUACUGGUUCCGGCAUGGGUACACUCCUCGUCUCCAAAGUCCGUGAAGAAUACCCCGACAGGAUCAUGAAUACAUUCUCUGUGGUACCUUCACCGAAGGUAUCUGACACAGUUGUGGAGCCCUAUAAUGCCACCUUGUCUGUCCAUCAGCUGGUUGAGAACACAGAUGAGACUUACUGUAUCGAUAAUGAAGCUUUGUACGACAUUUGCUUCCGUACUUUAAAACUGACCACUCCAACUUAUGGAGACUUGAACCAUUUGGUAUCAGCCACUAUGUCUGGUGUUACUACUUGCCUCCGAUUCCCUGGACAGUUGAAUGCUGACCUCCGUAAGCUGGCUGUAAACAUGGUGCCUUUCCCCCGUCUUCACUUCUUUAUGCCUGGCUUUGCCCCUCUAACAUCUCGUGGUAGCCAGCAGUACAGAGCUCUUACUGUGCCAGAGCUCACCCAACAGAUGUUCGAUGCCAAGAACAUGAUGGCUGCCUGUGAUCCUCGUAACGGGCGGUAUCUGACUGUAGCAGCCAUAUUCCGUGGGCGCAUGUCCAUGAAGGAAGUUGAUGAACAAAUGUUGAACGUCCAGAACAAGAACACUAGCUAUUUUGUUGAAUGGAUUCCAAACAACGUAAAGACUGCAGUCUGUGACAUCCCACCACGUGGUCUUAAAAUGUCGGCUACAUUCAUAGGUAACAGUACUGCCAUUCAGGAACUCUUUAAACGUAUAUCCGAUCAGUUCACUGCCAUGUUCCGACGUAAGGCUUUCCUACAUUGGUACACUGGUGAAGGUAUGGACGAGAUGGAGUUCACAGAAGCCGAGUCUAAUAUGCAUGACUUGGUGUCAGAGUACCAACAGUACCAGGAUGCCACGACUGAGGAUGAAGAGUUUGAUGAGAAUAUUGACGAGGAGGAUUAGAUAAACCUAUCUCUUGAUAGUAAGACUAGGUCUGACAUUCAAUCAACAUCAUCAUCUGACAAUAACCUACAGAAUGGUGAUUAAGCAGAAAAAUUAUUAGGAUUUUAUUCAAACAUCGAUGAGAGAGAUUGCCAAGACAAUCUUCACAUUUUUGUUAUUUUCAUUGACUUCAUAUUCUGGGCACUAUUCAAGCUGACUUCAUAUAUCUAUGUUUUGAAAUUAACGAUUCACUAUUAUCCUGCGAAGCGAAAAAUUCGACCUUCAAAAAUUUUAUUUUCUCAGUUGUUCAUUACUAAUGAUUUUCUCCCUUCAUCAAGGCACUAUUACAUAUAUCCUACUCACAUUCUAGUAUUUACUUCUUCUAAUCCCUGAUCAUGUCGGUGUAUACACAUUCCUUAUAAAAAAAUUCUGGUUCUCAAAAUUUGUAACAGUCUCAAAUCUGUGUACCUGAUUAGGAAAAUCUGAUUUAAUGUAUUCAAAUGGACAAUCUGUGUCCUAUAAAAUAUAUGAAACAUGGGGGUAAUCAAGACUGACCAUCUAAUGAUGGCAACAAACAAAGGAGGUAAAGAUAAACUUGUGAUGUUACAGAGUAAAGGUUGUCUACACAAGAACUGUCUAAAAA